Pseudogymnoascus destructans is the source of this 2787-nucleotide messenger RNA. RefSeq lists its product as uncharacterized. The transcript has a single exon. Lineage: Eukaryota; Fungi; Ascomycota; Leotiomycetes; Thelebolales; Thelebolaceae. The record is from RefSeq and is a predicted model, not a curated record. The coding region runs from base 1 to 2787 and encodes 928 amino acids.
AUGGCUCAAGGGGCCAUAACAAUGGCUCCAUCAGUCGGCGCGGCAAGCUUGACAAGAAACGAACUGCACGAGAUACAGGAAUAUGAAAAAAUCAUUCGAUUUCGCGAUAUUGUAUACUCGGGGGCACAUCCUCGGAUACAGAUCCCGCCACACUUGGCUGGGAAGUCGUUGGUGAAGCCGUUAUCUCCAAAUACAGUUGUAACGCCAUCAAACCAACCACCGACUCCAUACUCGUCAACAGCGCCAGCUGCGAAAACAUAUACAGGCAGGGAAAAUGGAGGUGAUGGAGAUAAAUUGCUAGAUGGGAGGCGAUUAAUGGCUGGGCGGCCAACAGUUGCCCUGGGAAAGUCGAACAAAUCAGAGAUCAAUCCUAUUUUGCUUGAAAAGUCGGCAGACCUCAUCAAAGCAGAGAUCCAGCUGCACAGGCAGCGACUCGAAAGAAGCUUGAGGGAUCAAGUUGAUCAACGGCGCAUUUCUAUGAAGGCCGCUUCUCAGACUUCCGAAUCUCUCCCUGAUUUCGACCUGUCAGAUGUGCUUUCCAAGGCGUUCACAAUUGUGCACCCUUCAAUGGCUAGUGAGGCCGGGCAGUCCCAAGGCGGUCGCACGUCAGCAAGUGAUUCCUUUGAUGAUAAUACGUUUUAUUCAAGCCAGCAUAAUACUCCAGAGCAUGGAAGAAGUCCUCGCGGGCACAGAGAGUCUGGUGAGGUCUAUCCAAGUGCUGUUGCUCCUCUCAAUGCUCCUGAUAGUGGACCAUUAGUGGUUCGCUAUCAAGAAGAGUCUCCAAAUUUUAUUUCAAAGGAUGCUACCCCGUCUAAUGUCGUUCCUGGAUUGCACGAGCUUGCUCGUAACCAGAGCUCCGCACCACCGAACACUCCACACCCAACAAGCACUCUUGGUGCUGUUGGUGUAAACCAAAGCAAUGAGCUCCUGAAAGCAGCUAUUUCGAACAAGCCAGCAGCUGAUAUUGCCCGACCAGUCGCAGAAAAACAUGACUUUGCUCUAACUCCCCACAGCAAUGUAUCAACGCCUCAAGGAGCGACCCCAUCGCGAAUUGAAGCCGAUGAAAGGAACAGGAUUGCUCAGGGCGGACCUGAUGCUGUACCUUCACAGGUGGCAAGCGCCACUCCCCAGAAACGGCGAUUAUCGCUCGAGGAACCCGAAACAGUGCGAAAUUUCAACCUCUCUCCCGUUGCACCUCAGCCGGCUCGUGUAUCUCCACUCGCCACUGCUCGGGCACCGGUGAUAUCCCAAGAAGCGUUUACGUUACAGGAGGAACCAAUACUCUCCCCGAUGCACGAAGCAGGAGCCAGUUCAGCAACUGGCGGAAUCCCUAAGACCUCUAAGCGGGCCGAACGCAGAAAGGGGAAGGGCAAAAGCGAUGACACAGGUAAUAACCCAGCUUCUGCGAUUGCUACCCCAGCCUCUCCCCACAUAAAACCCGAACCUAAAUCUCCAUCGCCAUUCCAGUCAGCGCCAUUGCCACGUCCGCACAAGAGGCAGAGGCAAACACUACAGCACGGCGCCGGGCUCGACUAUGAUGAGCCGACAGAGGAUACCAUUAUGAUGCAUCCUGUCGUCCCUCGCACCAGAGAUGCAAGACCACGGCCAGUCCAGAGAGGCGGCGAGCGACUUGGCGAAGCAAUGGAAAUCGAUCAACCCCAGCGUCACCGAAUAGCCAGAGACGAAGCGCCCGGCCGCCGAAUUGUCAGCCAAGAAAUAUAUAGAGAUCCGCCAUCUCCUGCAAUGUAUGCGGUGCCUUAUCCACAAUACGAACAGCGGCCCGUGAGAGCUAGUUCACGAAUGGUGGCGGAUACAUAUUAUCAGGAGCCUCCUGCAUACUACAGAGAGCCACCGGCCGCGCCUGGAUCUGUUAUCGAGUUAGAUGCGAAUCACGACAGGUCAUUGUCCCCUAUUCUUAUGGCGCCUCCACCCCGAAUUGCACCCUCUCGCAUUAUCGUCGAUGAGUACGGCCGCCAGUAUUACACAACUGCACCAAACCCGCCUGGACAGUCUGUCGCACCACAGCCAAGGAUUAUCGAUGACAGUUACUACUAUGAUCGUCCUCCGCCCAGAAGGGCAAUUCGCCGUGCGGUCCAACAUGCAUAUGAAGACGAUGGAGUCAUCUACAGGCGCGCAUCCCCGCAAUAUGUGCCGCAGCGCCGUGUUAUUACGCUACCUGAGAACCUGGCAGAACCCCAGUAUCGCCAGAGGGAAUACUCGACAAGGCCAGUCGCUACACGGCCACCAGCUGAAGACUACGCCGCGCCUGGGGAGAGAGAGCCUAUUGAAAUACGCCAAAGAGAAUAUUCUACAAGACCACCUCCAGCCAGGCAGCCCGUUGACGACUACGUCCGGGUCGCGGAAGCACCACGGCGCCAACCAAGUCAUUUCGAGGGGCCACCACCACACGAAUACCUCUCACAACGCGUAGCCAGUGCCCACCCCGAAGCAUUCAGACACGAGAUGCACGGGGAAUACAUACCUCGCGCUCAAAGCAUCCGGCCCCAACCCAGACAACGUGAAUACGCAGGGAGUGUGCGUCCUGAAGGACGGAGGGGGGAAGUUCAAUCGCAGAUUAUUAGGGAGUACAGCGUGAGGCCGGGAGAGCAGGAGGUUGUCAGGCGUGAGCAUAUGCCUCCGAGGACGAUGGAUGAGUACCAGCAACCGCCGCCGGGGAGACCGAUGGCGCGGAGGGUGGUGGAGGAGCAGGAGUAUAUACCGUGGCGGCCGGGACAGCAGGAGGUGUAUGGUGGUGAGGAUACCCAGCGGGAAGUGAUCUACAAGUAA